Molecule: messenger RNA, 3840 nt
Organism: Capronia coronata CBS 617.96
Lineage: Eukaryota; Fungi; Ascomycota; Eurotiomycetes; Chaetothyriales; Herpotrichiellaceae
Product: myosin-1
Exons: 3
Coding region: 1-3840 (1279 amino acids)
Biological process (GO): vesicle transport along actin filament; actin filament organization; endocytosis
Cellular component (GO): actin cytoskeleton; actin cortical patch; microvillus
Molecular function (GO): microfilament motor activity; actin filament binding; ATP binding
Source: RefSeq, a predicted model, not a curated record
AUGGGUCAAACAAAACGCCGUGAUGGCAAGUCAUCUCGCCCUCCCAAAUCCUCACUCUUCGGGGGUGGCAAGUCCAGAGAGGGAGAAUCCGGGCAACCCCAGAUCAAAAAGGCGGCAUUCGAGAUCACCAAGAAGAAGGAAGUGGGAGUUUCAGAUCUCACCCUGCUGAGCAAGGUGUCCAACGAAGCCAUCAACGAAAACCUGAAGAAGCGCUUCGAACAUGGCGAAAUCUACACCUAUAUCGGCCAUGUGUUGGUCUCCGUCAACCCGUUUAGAGAUCUGGGAAUCUACACCGAUCAAGUGCUGGAGUCGUAUCGAGGUCGGAAUCGACUCGAGGUCCCCCCGCAUGUCUUCGCGGUCGCGGAAUCGUCGUAUUACAACAUGAAAGCAUACAAAGACAACCAAUGUGUCAUCAUCUCGGGCGAGUCAGGUGCAGGCAAAACCGAAGCUGCCAAACGGCUUAUGCAGUACAUCGCCAGUGUUUCCGGCGGCACCGACUCGAGAAUCCAGCGAACUAAAGAUAUGGUCCUCGCCACCAAUCCUCUUCUUGAAUCCUUCGGCAACGCUAAAACACUCCGAAAUAACAACUCGUCCCGGUUCGGAAAGUACCUGGAGCUGGAAUUCAACGAAGGUGGUGAGCCGGUUGGGGCCAAAAUCACAAAUUACCUGUUGGAGAAGACACGAGUGGUCGGACAGAUCACCAACGAGAGAAACUUCCACAUCUUCUACCAAUUCACCAAAUCCGCGCCAAAGGAAUACCGGGAGACAUUCGGGGUCCAACCGCCUCAGUCCUACGUCUACACGAGCAAGUCCAAAUGUUUCGACGUCCCCGGGAUAGACGACACAAGCGAAUUCAAGGAUACACUUCAAGCCAUGCAGAUUAUCGGUCUGUCGAAGCCUGAGCAGGACAACAUCUUCCGGAUGCUUUCGGCCAUCUUAUGGAUUGGAAACAUCACCUUCCGAGAGAACGACAAUGGAGGAGUUGAUAUUGCAGACUCUUCCGUGGUGGACUUUGUGGCUUAUUUGCUUGAAGUUGAUCCGUCGCACGUUCACAAAGCUCUUACGGUGCGAAUCGUCGAAACUUCCCGAGGUGGAGGGCGACGUGGAUCGAUCUACGAAUCUCCUCUCAAUCCAGUGCAAGCUGGCGCCGUCCGGGACGCUUUGGCGAUGGCCAUCUAUUUCAACCUUUUCGAUUGGAUUGUUUCUCGAACAAAUGCUUCCUUGAGGUCGCAAGGGCUCGUGAAGAACACAAUCGGUAUUCUCGACAUCUACGGCUUUGAGAUCUUCGAAAAGAACUCUUUUGAGCAGCUGUGUAUCAAUUAUGUCAACGAGAAGCUGCAACAGAUUUUCAUCCAAUUAACCCUCAAGGCUGAACAAGAAGAGUACGCGCGGGAACAGAUCCAAUGGACCCCCAUCAAGUACUUUGAUAACAAGGUUGUCUGUUCCCUGAUUGAAGACAAAAGACCGCCCGGGGUGUUUGCCGCUCUGAACGAUGCUUGUGCGACGGCACACGCAGACUCUACAGCUGCCGAUCAGACCUUCGUCGGCCGUCUGAAUUUCCUGUCCAGCAACCCCAACUUCGAAAACAGGCAGGGCCAGUUUAUCAUCAAGCACUAUGCCGGUGAUGUGAAUUACCAGGUUGCUGGGAUGACGGACAAGAACAAAGAUCAGUUGCUGAAGGAUCUUCUCAAUUUGAUCGGUGAGAGCUCGAACAGCUUUUUGCACGAGUUGUUCCCGAACCGCGUCGAUCAGGACGACCGCCGUCGUCCUCCCACUGCGGGAGACAAGAUCAAACAAUCUGCGAAUGAACUUGUGGAAACCUUGAUGCGCGCACAACCAUCCUAUAUUCGAACUAUCAAGCCCAACGAGAACAAGUCGCCGAAAGAAUACAACGACCACAACGUCAUGCAUCAGAUCAAGUAUCUCGGUCUUCAGGAGAACGUCCGCAUUCGACGAGCAGGAUUCGCAUACCGGCAAACGUUCGACAAAUUUGUGGAAAGGUUUGCUUUGUUGUCGCCUCGACUGUCUUAUGCUGGAGAAUACACCUAUACUGGCGAUGUGAGAACUGCGUCUGAGAUCAUCUUCAAGGACACGAGCAUCCCAAAAGAAGAGUUCCAGAUGGGUGUGUCCAAGGUAUUCAUCAAGACACCCGAAACCUUGUUUGGACUAGAACACAUGCGCGACCGCUAUUGGCACAAUAUGGCAGUCCGUAUCCAGCGAGCUUGGAGAAACUAUCUCCGCUACCGUGCCGAGGCUGCCACCCGAAUCCAGCGGUUUUGGCGCAAAUCCAAAGUGGGUGUCAAAGAGGUGGAAUUCCGGGAUCAAGGCCACCGAUUACUGGCAGGCCGCAAAGAGCGUCGCAGAUACAGUCUGCUUGGAUCGAGGCGUUUCUUUGGUGACUAUCUUGGGCUCAAUAUGCCAGGCGGGUCUGGUCGCGUGCUCAGAGACUCGAUCAACCUUAGCUCUCAAGAGCGGGUUGUGUUCUCCUCUCGUUGCGAUGUUCUGAUCACCAAGUUCGGACGAUCGUCGAAGCCGAUGCCGCGGAUCCUGGUUCUUACAAGCAAAGCAGUGUACAUCGUCAAUCAACUUCUGGUGAACAAUCAGCUUCAAAUCCAAGCGGAGAGAACAAUCCCCAUCGGCGCGGUCAAAUACAUUUCGACAUCCAAUCUGCGAGACGACUGGUUCGCCUUAGGGGUCGGAUCACACUCGGAACCGGAUCCUCUGAUCAACUGUGUGUUCAAAACGGAAUUCUUUCUCCAAUUCAAGACCGUUGCCCCGGGUGGACUAGACCUCCGAAUCUCCAGCAAUAUCGAGUACAACAAGAAGCCAGGCAAACCGGCCGUUGUCAAGGUUCAGAAAGAUCCAUCCAUUCCUCGAGACGAUAUGUAUAAAUCUGGAGUGAUCCACGUUCCUCCGGGAGAACCUCCCAACUCGGUCUCAAGACCGACGCCGCGUGGGAAGGCCGUCGCGCGACCUAUCACCACAGGUAAAUUACUUCGACCCGGCGGUCCAGGCAGCCAGCCCUCCAAAACAGCCACACGCAGACCUGUCCCGGCAGCAAGACCUGCCGCUCAGACUCCUCGUCCUGUACAUACAGCCGUGACCACUGCACCCACAUCACACGCCAUGAAUGGUCUAUCAUCAUCAUCCCACGCGCGAAACGACUCAACGUCGUCAACAAGUCACCGUGCAGCUCCUCCUCCUCCCCCGCCUCCCGCUCCUCCGGCGGCUGCUGCAGCUGUUCCCACGAAACCUCAAGCCAAAGUCAAAUACGACUUCAACUCGCCCAACGCGAACGAAUUAUCGAUCAAAGCGGGAGAAAUCAUAGAAAUCGUCCAGAAAGAAGGAAAUGGAUGGUGGCUCUGCAAAAACCCGCACACCAACGCCCAAGGCUGGACUCCAUCCGCCUAUGUCGAAGAAAUCGAACAAUCUCGAACAGCUGCUCCUCCGCCUCCACCACCGCCUCCUCCGGCAGCAGGGCCUGCACGCACAUUUCCUAAUUCUACAUCUGCUUCGACCCCGUCCGUCGUGGUCAACGGACACUCCAAACCCGCCACACCGCCCGUGGUAGCGAAACCCAAACCCAAACCGACGCCGCCCGCACCGCCGGCCAAAAGACCGGUGCCGGCGACGGGCAGGAAACCGACCGCCUCGCCCGCCCGGGAUAGCGGGAUGAGUCUCGGCACCAACAACAACCACGGCAGCGGGACGGACUCGGGCCGCGCCACGCCCAACAGUACCGGUGGGGCGAGUCUUGCUGAGGGUCUGGCCGAGGUGUUGCGAGCAAGACAAAGUGCUAUGAGUGGCCGACAUGAGAAGGAUGAGGAGGAAGAUUGGUAG